AUGACUAACGAAAUAGAACAACCACCUUCCAAGAGAAGGCGUCUUACACCCCUGAGGGACUUAUCGAAUAUAAGAGACCCGGCCGUCGAUUAUCAUAGAUCGGCUCCCAAUUUUCGCCAAUGCUCGGAAACCAUUAUGGAAGAGCAGACAAACUCCAAUCAUCCACCUUCCAAGAGAAGGCGUCUUACACCCCUGAGGGACUUAUCGAAUAUAAGAGACCCGGCCGUCGAUUAUCAUAGAUCGGCUCCCAAUUUUCGCCAAUGCUCGGAAACCAUUAUGGAAGAGCAGACAAACUCCAAUCAUCCACCUUCCAAGAGAAGGCGUCUUACACCCCUGAGGGACUUAUCGAAUAUAAGAGACCCGGCCGUCGAUUAUCAUAGAUCGGCUCCCAAUUUUCGCCAAUGCUCGGAAACCAUUAUGGAAGAGCAGACAAACUCCAAUCAUCCACCUUCCAAGAGAAGGCGUCUUACACCCCUGAGGGACUUAUCGAAUAUAAGAGACCCGGCCGUCGAUUAUCAUAGAUCGGCUCCCAAUUUUCGCCAAUGCUCGGAAACCAUUAUGGAAGAGCAGACAAACUCCAAUCAUGAAGAAUCAAUAAAAAUGACAACCCAAGAACAAAAUAAUACAUUGUCCCUUGAAGACAUUCUCAGGCCCGACUUUAAGGUCUUAGGGCCCGCAGAACUCAUGCAGUACAUGCAGCUACUCGAAAGGUAUCUCUUGUUUUUUUCUCUGAUUCAUUUUUUAGUGAUGAUCUCUCAAACAUCCCAUCGAGUUCUUCACAUAAUCCCCGCGAAAUGAUGAUGCAAAAACUUUUGGAAGAUCUCGACUUUUACAAGGAAUUCUCAGAAACCAAUAUUUCUCUAGAUGAUCUUGACGAGGAAAAUUUUUCUGAUCCGUGCUUUGACAUGGCAAGGUUUUUAGGAGGCACAGAUACCCUCCCUGAAUUUGACGAUUUUUUCAGACCUCUCCCUCAAAAAGGUCGGGGGUAAGUGCAAUAAUCGUAUAAAAAAGUCAAAAAAUUUUAUUAUAGAAUACAAUUCUUCCGUGUCGGAGCCUCUCGAGUUAAAACGUCAGAGAGAUUUAAAUGCUACUCAAGAGAACAAAAGUACCAUAUACACAUUAGUGAAAACAUGAGUGAUUUUGAAAAACGUUUCAAUCAGCUUGUAGAACAAUCAGUCAACGAGUGCCUCAGAGAAGGUAAACACUUUAAAAAAAAAUCAAAUUUAAUUUCUAGUUGAAAGAGGAGGAUCAGAAAGGGCCAUGUAUGUAGGUGUGAGAGUAUCGUCCGAUAACUUAACGAGACCUCUAAAUCAUUUCUCCAAAAGAAAUGUUUUCGAUCCUAAACAUCUUUACACAAAAUUAUUCAAAAUUGCACAGUCAUCCAAAACUCCAAGCUUGUUGGGGAAACCCUUUGUACUCAACAUAACAGUUCUAUAUGGCAGAAUCGGUGGCGCUCCCCCGACACGACAGACAACUAGAUCCUUUUUGGAGACAAGUACAGGCAUUUUCCAUGUUAACACUCAGAAGAAUGAUUGUCUUCCUGUAUCCAUAAACAUCUCUAGGCUUGCAACUACCAAGGAUCUUCCGGGCCAUAAAAAAUCUGAACGAAAAUUGUACAAGGCUCGAAAAUUUACAAAACCAACAGAAUGUGCUGAACUAAAAGAAGCAUACAAACAUUUUAAGGCUGCAAGUUUAACAGGAAAGGAAAGCAUCGAGUUCACGGUUGGCCUCUGGGAAGCUUUCAUGGACCAAAAAUACCCAGAAGCCGCUCCACAUAAAAUUAUAGUUUUUGAUCGGAGAUCUUUUGAGCACGGAUGGAGUUACCCGAAACUGGAGAAGGAUGAGAUUUUGGAUGUAAAAACUCCAAUUAUGCUUUAUUACCACGACAAUCACUACGACUCCAUAUGGAGUCCCACUGCUUUCUUCGGAGUCAGAUCUUUCUCCAAUUUAUGUUUCAGUUGUCGGAAAUUGAUGAGAGAAUCAAUCGAUCAUACAGCUAGAUGCCAGAAAAAAUGCACCAAGUGUUGUCGUAUAGGAAACGACUUUCCUUGUAAGGAUGAUGGCUUUGAAAAGAAGUGCGCCGCAUGUACAAAAAAGUUUUUAAACAAGGAUUGCUAUGAACACCAUCUGAAGAAAAACAUUUGCUCUUAUUACAAAAAAUGUGACAAAUGUGAUCAGGCAUAUUCAAAAAAGAAUGGGCAUUUAUGUGGAUUAAGUUUUUGCGUGUCAUGCCGAGGCUUUCACGAAGUCGGGAGUGAGUGUUACGUCAACCCCAUACCUGUGCCUAAAAAACCUGUCAACUACAACUUGUGUGCCUUUGACUUUGAAACUACCACCACUCCUUUGAACGAUAACUCGAACAGAAGUCAACACUCUGUAAAUUUCGCAUCAAUUCACAAGGCCUGUACAACUUGUAUGGCAAACGGUAAAUGGAGAGACGAAGAGACUCCAUGUGAAAAAUGUGGAGAGCAUCUAAAGACGUUUAGUAUUCCUCAUGGUGACUCCGAAAAUGUUGUCAAAGACGUAUGGGAGUAUCUAAAAAGUUGCGCAAAAAAGAUACCAGUCCUCGCAAUAGCACAUUUCGGAGGCAAAUUCGAUUGUCAUUUGCUCAUGAAAGAAAUAAACAAAGACAAGAGUAGGUCAUUGCAACAAAUUCAAAUAUUUUUUUCAGCCAUCUCCAAGAUCGAUAUGAUCUUGACAGGGGCCAAAUAUUACACAAUUAAUGUCGCUGGAACUGCUGGAGCUUUCACAGAGGUCAAAUUUACAGACUCUUUUAAUUACCUCCAAAUGCCUCUCGGAUCGAUGCCAAAGGCUUUGGGUCUUGAAGUUGAUUCCAAGGGGACAUUCCCCCAUCUCUUUAACACUCCUGCUCACUAUCAAGCUGACCUCCCUCAUCAUCCGGAUAUUCAAUAUUAUUGUCCAGACAGUUUGAAUGCGAACAAAAGACAAGAGUUGCUUGACUUUUACGAAGAAAAUCGGGAUAAACCUUUCAACUUCAAACAACAGUUGUACGAUUAUGGAAUUCAAGACACCAGAAUCCUGCUGCAUGCCUUAGUAAAGUUUAGAAGUAUGAUUCAAGAGCAUUGUCCUACGGACGAUGUAUUAUACUACUGUCCAACCCUUGCUUCUUCAUGUCUGAGAAUCUGGCGAAUGUUAGACCUGGAGGAAAGGACCGUCAUCAGAACUCCUACUAUUGGGUUUGGAGAUUUUAUACAACAAUCAAAAGUGGCAUUACUUUUCUUCAGAUGGCUGAGAGACAAAAAGGACAUGAAAGAUCUCCAAUUUAGGGAUAAUGGGGAAAAAAGGUUAGAACAAAAACAAAAAUAAUAAAAAAUUUUUAUAGAGUUGAGAUUGUCAUCGACGGAAAGGUCCACAAAAUCUCGAUAGAUGGGUUCUUGGAAAGGCAGAAUGAGAAACCUUUGGCAUUGGAGCUAAAUGGUUGCUAUUAUCACGGGUGCAAAGAUUGUUGUAAAGAUCUCGGAGACCGUUUGCCCUCUGGAAUAUCUGUAAAAGAAGGGUUACUAAAAACAGAAAAAAGAGUAAAAGCUCUCGAAGAUUUGGGAUUUGAAGUCCUUGUUUAUAAGGAAUGUGAGAUUAGGAAAAUGUUACAAGAGGACGACGAAAUGUCUGCUUAUUUUGAGCAGAGAUUCUUUUCGGCGGGUUCUAUCAGACUCCGAGAUGCCUUCCAUGGUGGACGAACUGCUACGCAAUGUCUCAAAUUUAACGCUAAUGAAAGGAAAGGAAUAGGAUACACCGACAUUCAGAGUCUUUACCCUUAUAUCAUGGCGACCUAUGCAAUGCCCAUAGGGAUACCUACACCCUUAUACAUUCAAAAUUAUGAUGUGAAUUGGGAAUCUGAAGCAGACAUUGAGCAUGAUGGGUUGUAUAAAGUUGUUGUUCUUCCUCCUCAGAAUCUCGCGCUUCCUGUCCUCCCGAUUACCUGUAACAAAAAGUUAAUCUACCCUCUAUGUUAUUCAUGUGCUCAGGAGAAUCAAGGAGCCAGCUACAACAAAAACUUGGUAUGCGAACAUGGAGAGGAAGAGAGGUCCUUUUUGACAACUACAACAUCAGUUGAACUUAAAAAUGCCCUCAGGAAGGGAUACAAAGUCAAGAAAAUAUUCGAAAUUUUGAAAUUUAAUGAAAUGUCGGACGCCCUAUUCAAACCCUAUGUAUAUAGGUUUUUAAAAACCAAGCUUGAGGCUUCGGGAAAACCUUAUGAUGACGAGGCAAAAAAUCAACAAUUCAAGGAGGAAAUUAAGCGAAGAUAUGGAUUUGAAAUUGACGAGGGCAAAUGGUCUAAAAAUCCUGCUCUCCGAACAAUCUCCAAGUUGUAUCUCAAUAGUUUAUGGGGAAAAUUGAGUAUGAGAACGGAUCUUCCCAAGGUAACGAAUGAGCACAUUUUUUGUAAUCUGAUUUUUAGACUGUGGUAUGUUCCACUGCCACCGAGUUCUACAAGAUACUCAACAACUCCACCAAUGUGAUCAAAAGUGUUGAUUUGGUGGAGGAUGAUAAAAUAUACAUUAGCUUCAAGACCUCUGAAGAAUUCACAACCCCGCUGGAGUUUUCAAAUCUGUUGAUCCCUACAUGGAUCACGGCCCAAGCCCGGACCUAUCUCUACUCGUUCUUUGAACAGGUGGAGAGUAAAGGCGAAAAAAUUCUGUAUUAUGAUACAGGUAGGUGUGCAUGCAAAACAACAACAAUCUUUCAGAUAGUCUGAUCUUCACCUUUGAUAAGGCUUCGGGUGAGUAUCCUCUGAAGACUGGAGACUACCUUGGAGAUAUGGAGUUGGAGAAGAAAGGGAAGGAUAUCCUCGAGUUUCUUGGACUUGGUGCCAAGCAAUAUGCCUUAAAAUAUAGGGACGUUGUGACUGGGGAGUUGGAAUAUGAUCUGAAACUCCGCGGAAUAAGUUUAAACGGAAAAACAUGUUCGAUCAUUAACUAUGACUCCUUUUCUGGUCUGGUUGACCGAGUUAUUUUGGAUGGAUAUCAAGAAUCUUUAACAGCUGUCUACGACGAGAUUCGCGCCAUUAAGAACGUUGGAGUUUUCACUACAAAUGAUAAACAAAAAGUUUAUCAAGGUGUUUGUGAUAAGGGAUAUAUUGCUAAUGACGACGUCACUAUUCUUCCAUUCGGUUAUGUACAAUGA
Messenger RNA from Bursaphelenchus xylophilus (pine wood nematode), 5145 nucleotides. The record is from the annotation of a GenBank genome assembly. Lineage: Eukaryota; Metazoa; Nematoda; Chromadorea; Rhabditida; Aphelenchoididae.